AUGGCAACGCAACACAUCUCCGAACUACUCGGAUCGUACAAUAAUCUCAACUGUAACCAUAAGGGGAUGUACAGGCUGCGAGUUCGCACAAAGAUUAUCCUCGUUGGAGACCCCGGUGUCGGAAAGUCGUAUGUCUUCCUAAAGCUUUCUUUGCUCGCGCGUUUCACCCGGAAUGUCUUCGAUUCGCAGCCGCGCAAGACGUAUGGUAUCAGUGUCGAGAUGUACUCCAUGCCAAUUGACGGGAAUGUACUGAAGACGUGGAUAUAUGACAUAGCCGGACGAACUGAUACUUAUGAUGCACGACCUGCUACAAAUAUUGCAUGCGCUGUUGGGGCUUUACUAGUCUACGACAUCUCUAAUCGCAGGACGUUUGAGCACAUGCAAACGUGGCUCAAGGAGGUACGGGAUCAUGCAGAUAGCGACGCGGUCAUCAUGCUAGUUGGAACCAAGACGGACUUGGUGGACAAACGCCGAGUUUCGACACGGGAGGGAGAGGCGUUCGCUGCGGGGAACGGCCUGAGAUUCAUGGAGACUUCAGCGGCAGACGCCACGAAUGUUGAAAACACUUUUCAUACGCUUUUCACCGAUGUUUAUCAAGCUAUAUCCAAACCGACAUUCAAGACACGGAGAAUCAAGCAUUUUGAGCGUCACUCUCGGAUCCUUGUUGUUGGGGACUCAAGCGUCGGCAAAACAUUUUGUCGCUCUGCUUCGGGAGUACUGUUGGUAUACGAUGUGUCCAAUCGCAACACAUUCCAGAACAUUCCGAAGUGGUUGGAGGAAGUACGCAAGAGCGCGCAACCUGGCACUCUUAUUAUGCUUGUGGGCAACAAGACCGAUUUGCAUCAUAGGCGUGCAGUAUCAAUGGAUGAGGGUCAAGCAUUCUCAAUGGAUAACGGACUCUUAUUUAUGGAAACAUCGGCAUUGGACAGAGUAAAUGUAGAGUCUACUUUCCUGAUGCUUCUGACUGCCAUUCAUCCCGCUACUUCCAAUGUGCCCAGGCAGCCUACAAUCGAGUCAGUGAAUGAGCCGGUACGCACAUUCAUACUACACGAACCAAAAACAAGGACUAAGGAGGACAAUGCCUAUCAGAUUGAGAUACAAGAUAGGAAGGGCAAUGCUACGAGCAUAUUGACCAGCCAACCGCAUCAGGACCACUUCGAUUACAUCAUCAAGGUCGCUCUUGCGGGAGCGAACGGUGUCGGAAAGACGAAUCUGGCAUCGCGGUUUGUAAAGAAUGAAUUCACCACCGAGGCACGGCCAACCAGCUCCGCAAAUGUUAUGACGCGGACAAUCAACAUCGAGGAUGCGGCGGUCAAAGCAGACGUCUGGGACACUGACAUGCACACGGAUACCCACGGGGUGCUCUUGGUGUAUGAUAUAUCCACCACUAACUUCGGGUUUUUGGAGGUUGAGCGCGAGCUCGAACAACUGCGCACCUACAUACAACCAGAUACCAUAAUCGUUCUUGUUGGGAACAAAAGUGAUUUAGUCGACGAACGUGUUGUGCCAGCAGAUCGAGCGCAGGACUUUGCGGAGAAGAACGGCCUACUAUUUGCGGAGGCAUCUGCGCUGAACGGCUCAAAUGUCGAGUCCAUCUUUCGAAAACUCCUGAUCGAUAUUUACCAUGUUUUCCUCGCAAAAGAGGUCAUGGGUAUUGAUCAUUCGCCAGUGUCAAUACCCAACACUUCCCACACCAAGACACCUGGCAGAGGCAUUGCUGACAAUUGUGAAGGCUCUGUCGAGGCAAGCGCCGCUCAACCUUCGAAAGAGGCCGCAUCGAUAGGCCGAGUCAAGUUAUCUGAAGAAGAGCUGUUAUGGGAUGCGGCCGCACCCCGUCACCUGGGACAAACAGUGCGGCAUAUACCCUGA
Messenger RNA from Postia placenta MAD-698-R-SB12, 1869 nucleotides. RefSeq lists its product as hypothetical. Gene Ontology annotation, cellular component: endosome. The transcript is spliced from 20 exons. The record is from RefSeq and is a predicted model, not a curated record. The coding region runs from base 1 to 1869 and encodes 622 amino acids. Lineage: Eukaryota; Fungi; Basidiomycota; Agaricomycetes; Polyporales; Adustoporiaceae. Gene Ontology annotation, molecular function: GTPase activity; GTP binding.